Artibeus jamaicensis (Jamaican fruit-eating bat) is the source of this 5545-nucleotide messenger RNA. RefSeq names its product arkadia (RNF111) C-terminal like ring finger ubiquitin ligase 2C (gene ARK2C). The transcript has 8 exons. Gene Ontology annotation, biological process: motor neuron axon guidance; positive regulation of BMP signaling pathway. The record is from RefSeq and is a predicted model, not a curated record. Lineage: Eukaryota; Metazoa; Chordata; Mammalia; Chiroptera; Phyllostomidae. The coding region runs from base 274 to 1317 and encodes 347 amino acids. Gene Ontology annotation, molecular function: zinc ion binding; ubiquitin protein ligase activity.
CGUGCUGCGCUCCGCUCCCAUUGGCUGCACGCGCCUUUGUGUGGCGGCAGCUGCGGUCCCAGCGCCUUUGAAUGUCGAGAGGGGCCGGGAAGGGAGCCUUUCCAUGGGCCAUCUGUCUCCCCGCCAGCCGCCGCCCCACCGCCGCCCGCGCCCCGCGCUCCGCCUCCCGCCCCGGCGGCUCCCGCAGCCCCGCCGCCGCCCGCGCCCGCGCCCCGGAGCCGCGCCACAAAGGGCCCGCGCGCUGCUGCCGCCGCUGCCGCGCGAGGAGCCAGGAUGGUCCUGGUCCACGUCGGCUAUCUCGUGCUUCCAGUGUUUGGCUCUGUGCGAAACAGAGGUGCCCCCUUUCAAAGGUCUCAGCAUCCUCACGCUACCUCCUGCCGCCACUUCCACCUGGGCCCCCCGCAGCCGCAGCAGCUCGCGCCCGACUUCCCCCUGGCCCACCCCGUGCAGUCGCAGCCGGGCCUCAGCGCCCACAUGGCCCCGGCCCACCAGCACAGCGGCGCCCUGCACCAGUCGCUGACCCCGCUGCCCACCCUGCAGUUCCAGGACGUCACAGGUCCCUCCUUCCUACCUCAGGCCCUGCACCAGCAAUACCUCCUGCAGCAGCAGCUCCUGGAAGCCCAGCACCGCAGGCUGGUCUCGCACCCCAGGCGGAGUCAGGAGCGCGUGUCUGUCCACCCCCACCGGCUCCACCCCAGCUUCGACUUCGGUCACCAACUCCAGACACCUCAGCCCAGGUAUUUGGCUGAGGGCACUGACUGGGAUCUCAGUGUGGAUGCCGGCUUGAGUCCUGCUCAGUUCCAGGUGCGGCCCAUCCCUCAGCACUAUCAGCAUUACCUAGCCACGCCUCGAAUGCACCACUUUCCCAGAAACUCCUCCUCCACGCAGAUGGUCGUCCAUGAAAUCCGAAACUACCCUUACCCUCAGCUUCACUUCCUUGCUCUCCAGGGACUGAACCCCAGCAGACACACCUCUGCCGUGCGGGAGAGCUAUGAGGAGCUGCUGCAGCUCGAGGACAGGCUGGGAAAUGUGACUCGGGGGGCCGUGCAGAACACCAUCGAGAGGUUCACCUUCCCCCACAAGUACAAGAAGAGAAGACCCCAGGAUGGCAAGGGAAAGAAAGAGGAGGGGGAGGAGUCAGACACAGACGAGAAAUGCACAAUUUGUCUGUCCAUGCUGGAAGAUGGAGAAGAUGUGAGGCGUCUACCGUGUAUGCAUCUGUUUCACCAGCUGUGUGUGGACCAGUGGCUCGCCAUGAGCAAGAAAUGCCCCAUCUGCCGGGUGGACAUUGAGACACAACUGGGAGCUGACAGCUGAGGGAGGAAUUAGCCAGUGGACGCCCCAUUUUCCUUCACCAGGUCCCCCCACGGCCAUAGCCCUUGCAGCCAAACUUUGCCUUCUGAGCCAUUUGACGUAGAGGAAAAGCCUGCAAGCACAUUCUGUGGAAAGAGGAGUUGGUGGUAUCAGUGUCUGAGGGACAGGAGGGGUCGGGGAGGACCCGCCCAUCCGGAAUGGCGACUGUCCCCAUCUGCCUCGCUGCUCGGGAGGGAGGGAGCUGGCCGUGCCGGAGCAGGGGUGGGAAGGGGGGCCCACGCUGCUGAGAACCCACACGUGAUCCCGAAGGUCCCAGCUCAUAGACGGGCCCCUCAAUCCUGUCCUUUGAAGGAUUGUAUAUAUACCUCUCGACCACGUAGAAACCAUGUAGGGGUCUCUAGCUAUUUCUGUGGAUGGCAGCCGGAGCAUGUUAGCUUAAGAAAAAUGUUGUGUGUGGUGCUCUAGUCAUCUUGUGGUGGUCAUGUCGCUAUUACCGAAUCCGCACCAAAUAUUUCUCAUUGAGUUUCUUGUUUUGGUGCCUGACUGAACCAACCAACGACAGCCCAGAUUUUCCCGUCUUUGUGAGAGGAAAGGGAAAAGGAAUCAAAAGUGAAAGGAAAAAAAAAAAGCCAAAUCCUGUUUACGAUGAAAAAAGGAUGAUUUUUUUCACCCAGGUUGGGAGGCGGGUGGGGGGGUCCUUGUUUCGUUUUCCGUUUUGGUUUUUCCCUUUGCUUUCAUUUUUCUCAUGUUUACAAUGCACGGAGUGUGGAAGGGGGCAUCUGGGAGAGGCAAGGACUGGAGAAGGAGCAGGAGGGGGCUUAGAUAGGCUUCCAAGGGGCCCAGCCAGGCUUGGGAAGGUGGGGUUUGAGCAGGUAAGGGGAGAAUUCUGUCUCGAAGGAGGGAUUGCUAUUUCCAGGCCCGUUUACUUAGCUCCAGCCAUCCCCUCAGUUCCACACUGAACCAGGGAGGGGCCGGCCUUCAACUGAAGUUGCCACCAGGUUCCUUAGAGCCAGGAUGCGCCUGCUCACGCCAACUCCUUUUGGGCUGUGCUCAUGCCCUGCCACAAAGAGGCAAUUUGGCUACUGCCUCCCUAUGCAAAAAAUGAACCAGAUGGUAAGGAUACGUAGCAUAGGUGAUGGAUACUAGGUCCUGGCCAAAGUGCUCUCAGCUAGCACCCUUGGGCUGAGGUCAAUACUGUGGGCCUUGAGGAGGACCUUGAGCUUCCUUUGGGAUGGCUCAAAUCCUGAUGGAGUCCCACGGAGAAGGCCCUGGCCCUGGGACCCUGCUGGCUGGGUGUGGGAGGCACUGUGUCCCUGGCCUCUGGCCCUUUCUCUGACUCUGAUAACCUUGGGCAAGUCCCUUUCAUUCUCUGUGCCUCAGUUUCCCUCUCCUUAGAGUGAGGAGAAAUGACAGUGCAUCCCCGUUUCCACUUCCUCUACCUCACUUACAUAUUGUGAGGAUUAAUCCGACCUGCCCAAGACGCUCACGCGCUCUCCUGGGGACCUCCUUGGGAUAGGGGUGGGGGUGGUAGGAGAGACAGACCUGGGAGCUCCAGGUGACAGCACACAGUAUGUCUUUCUGCACCGCGCCCACAGUCUCCCUGAACCUCAACGGGGGCUGAGAGAUGAGAGGACAGAGGAGUGGAGAUGGGAAAAUCUACCACAUUCCACCAAUCCACCGGUCCCAACCCAACGUUCUUUAUCUGCUGGUGGAAAACACCAGCUCAGCUGGACUUCGGCUCUCUUCCUUUUCCCCUCUUGUGCUCCUCUCCCUCAUUUGCACUGCCCUCAAAGCUUCCCCCUCGACCCCAGUCUCAAUGCCCAUGUAUUGACAAGAGAAGACUAGGGGGGACAGAAUAUUUAUUACAUAUAUGAAGAAAUUCCAUAAGGUUGAGGAAAUUGGAGUGUGCGUUGCUGCUACAAAGGGUAAAACCAUGACUAAUGGGUAAAAAUGACUGGGAGGCAGAUUUGGGCUUGAGGUAGAACCUUCUAGUACAACUAAGCUAUCAGGUAGCUGCUCUGGACAGCUGCAGGUGGCGUGUGGAGGUGGCUUCUGGAGGGAGGGUUACUCAAGGAUCUUACUCAGAGUAAGGCGACCCUUACUGGGUGCCUGCCAGGGCAGGUGCUGGGACAGAUGAUGGUGAGGAAGACGGUACCUGCCUUGAGGAGUGUACGGUAGAGCCGAGGAGUUAAGACACGAAGAAUAAGAACAGCGCAAAAAUGGUGAAUAGUCUACCUAAUUGGCAAUGAGCAUGACACUGUCCCCUAACAGUGUCUCAGGCUAAAGGCUAGAGACCACACCGGUGUGAGAAGGAUUUAGUUCUGAGUCAGGAUUUGGGGGAAAGCUAGUGACUUGUUUUCCUGGGAAGGUGGGAAUUCUCCCUGCCCUGCUUUGACCCCCAGGUAGCCAGGGCGGUCCAGGGAAGGUCACUCCCCUCUUAGUCGUGGGCUCUUGUUCCUCUAAGGCUGGUUUGGAAGGCUGGCAGGUAGAGGGGGGGGGGGGAGGCCAGACGGGCGAGAGCUGGCGUGCCGCGUCCUGGCCUUGGCUCUUCCCGGACAGAGUGGGUAGUGCCAGAACGCUGCCUUCUUCUCUCUGGGCCUCAGUUUCCUCGGUUGUACCACGAGGAGGCCGGACUGCGUGCUUGCUAAAUUUUCUUCCCACACUCACAUUCUUCCAUCUUCCCUAACAUCAACACGUCAGUCAAGUCAUUAGAGCUGCGUGCCAGCCGCGCUGUUGAGGCGACUUGCUGUGGCCCCGACGCCUGCUUUGGGGCUGAGCAUGGGGCGUGGUCUCCUCCUCCUACCCCUCCCAAUUAUCUGCAGGCUCCCUGAGCCGCACUGCCUGGACUGGGUGGGGACCACCUGGAGGGAAGAAGUCAGCUGCUGGCUUUCCGGGUAGAUUCUAAAGCCCUCGUCCUCUCCCCAUCUCCUCGGGGCCCUCUUACCCUGCAGGUGGGCACGGGAGGUGAUGUGGAUGCAGGCACCUCCCUGCUCCUUUAGCGGGGCAGCUACCUGGGUGAGAAGAGAGGACAGGGGGUCUGUGCUUCUGCUCCCUCGCGGCCCCUCCCCCAUUGUCCGGGAGCCGGGGAAGAGUGGAGAAGAGGCGGGCUCAGGCCUCAGCAUCUCACACCCGCCACCUCCAGGAGGGGAGAACCCCAGCGCUCCCCUCUGCUCAACACCAGGGACUCAGACCCUUUCUCGACUGAGACGCAUGAGUGCCUUCUGGGGCGAGAGCUGCCCCAGGAUCGAGUCGGGCCUCCUAGCUGCAGCACAGUCCUGGCCGCAGUGGGUCCACUGAGGAUGCCAAUCGCCGAAACCAACGCUGCGAGCCCGGCCCGCUCAGGCAGAGGGCGGGGCCACGGGGCUCCUCCACCCGCCCCCAGGGACCCUCUCGCGCCCUGUCGCCCUUGCCCACCACCUGUGGCAAGACUUGAGCUCCUCUUCUGCAAAUGUUCCCGGCCUCCGUGCAAGUAUUCUUAACUCUUUACGCCUAAUGAACAAGCACAGUUUUUUCAAUGGUGAAAAAAAGCACCAGAUUUUUCUUUUUUUUCUGAAGAAAUCCCCCAAGCCCCCCCGCCGGCCGGCGGGACACACACUCCCCGCGUGGGGCUGUAGCAACGUCGUCUGUCAGGUCCCCCCCUCGUGUUUCAUCACCUGCGCGCGCGUAGAGCAAAUGCUAGAGCGAUUUCAGCUGAUAGAAAAACAAAAAUGAAAAAAAAAACCACAAAAAACAUGGCACGUUGCUAGUUUACAGGGUUUUGUGAGUUUAAAUGCCUUAUAUUUAACAAUCAUAAUUUAUGACUAACUUGUAGAUAUCGUGGGUUCUUAUUUAAUUAUUUUUAUAGUUGUUUUGCAUUUUUAAUUAUAAUUUAUUUAUUUAGAAAGGAUACUAAUUUUUUUUAUUACUCCUAUUACCUCAUUUUGGCGUUGUUUCUGGGAGUGGAAUGCUUUGCAUGCAUUGGUACGAUGACAAACAACUACGAAUACAAAAAAUAAAUAAAAUUCCGCGAACUUUAUUUCGUCCAAACUAUCAGGGUGUGUGAUUGCAAGCUGUCCUCCUGUGGUGCUGGCCUCUUUGGAUACAUUCCAUACGAAAUGCAAACCUUUGAUUCUGUAUGCUGUGAUCUAGUGAAAAACUCCAAUAUAGUGACUGUAUUUAGCACAUAUAUAAAUAUGAUUUGCACUCAUCAGCAGACUGGGGUAAUCCUUUCACUUGCUACCCUUCCCCCCCA